AUAGUAAGUACCCUCGUACCCUCGAGGUAGAUGACCAAGUAGGAAAAUAUUGAGGAAUUCCCAAAUUCCCAUCUUGAUUCAUCUGGAUGGCUCUUGGCACAUCAUUUGACACUGGCUUGACUGGUACCUUUGCUUCCUAAACUUUAUAAUUCCGAGUUCAUCAUCAUCAAUGUUUAAUUAUUCACUCCUACAAUGAAAAACAAUGAAAAACAAUUGAUCAAAAUCUCAGCCCUUGUUUUUCAUCAUAACCCCAAUAAAAGGACAGGAACGUCUCCACAGCACUCAACAUCAUUCAAGCUGACAGCCUCGCACAUUUAUCGUGGCUCCUCCUUCAUUUCGUCGACCAGGUAAUUCUCAUGCGCUUUGCAAAUUUCAGAUUCGAAACAUUCCCAUCCUACAAACUUGGCGCACAAUCACGAAUCUAUAAUUACAUAGUUAAGACUCAGUUGAACCGAAAGAGGAAGAGAGCUGCUGGGAAAACUGCCUUUCAAAUCCUUGGAAGACCAGUGAGAAGAUUCUUCGGUGGCGGUUCCAAAGACAAUGCGACGGCUUCUAGAAAGCUGAACCCAUCAUCUCAUUCGAUGUCUGGCUAUGUCGCAGAUGGAUAUGGGGAGGAUAAAAAACGAGGGGGAAAGAGGGGGAAAUUGGCUGGGUAUUUGAAAGCUGCAAACGAACUUCGUCAAUCGUAUCAACAAUCAUACUCUGAGAAAUGGGGUGGGGGUAGUGGAUUGGAUGAUGAUGAACAUGGAAUACCAGGUUCAUUUCCGGAUGUAUCUAUUGUUUCUCACGGUGAUGAGCAAAUGAUAUUAUUUCCAUCAUAUGCGCGGAGACAUACCAAGGAGAAACCUUUUUUUGAAAAUGCCAACAUGAAUCCUAAAUUGAACGAACCCGGAGAUGCGGAAUAUUGGGCGAGGGAAUGGCAAAAAUAUGAGGAUGAUAGGGCUAUAGUUGAUGUGGAUGUUAGAGGAUGGCUUUACUCUCCUCAUAGAGGACCUAUGACAAGAAAGAAUAGGUUACUCAUUGGUCUUGCACGCCAGUUGAGUGGGAUCCCUGCACCAAAAUCUGGUUCUCGAGAGACUAGUCCGGAUUCAAAUUCAUUAAGAGCAAAGCAUAGAGAACUCGAACAGAGGCGUGAUGAGGAGAAGAUUGCCCGAGAAGCAGAACAAAUACUGAAAAAGGGUCGAGGGGAAGAGGAGGCAGCACUACGGGGUGACUAUAGUGAAAAGCCAAAACGGGAAUCAGAUGGUGAUAGUAUCUAUAGUGAACGUGGUAGGCAGCGGGGUUCCAGUUCACGGGUAUCGCCAGAGUCAUCACCUGCUCCAAGUCGUCUAACAAAACGUACAUCAUGGAAUCAACCAUCCGAGAUGACCCAAGCGGAACUAUUAACAGCAAAUGCUCAUUUGAUGGCACGAUUAAGACCAUUCCUUACGAAUCCAAAGGUUGAAACAGCGAUUACAGUUUUCUUUUACGAUGAGAAGAAUUCUUCAUCGCGAACAAUAGAAACAAACGAAGCAGGUCAUUUCAUUAUGCGAGCCGCUUUGGAGUUUGUUCCCACACAUGUUAGAGUGUUGGCUUCAGAAAACCUUUCAGCGAUUGAAGAAGUCAAAAUUACUGAACCAAAAGGAGUGAGCCUCAUUACUGAUGUUGACGAUACAAUCAAGCACUCUUCGAUUGGUGCAGGAUCAAGAGAAAUUUUCAGAAAUGUCUUCAUUCGUGAAUUUGCUGAUCUCACAAUCGAAGGUGUCAGGGAAUGGUAUAAUACAAUGUAUGAUAUGGGUGUUGGGGUACACUAUGUAUCCAAUUCACCUUGGCAAUUAUUUCCAGUCUUAGUGAGCUUCUUCAGAAAAGCAGGGCUACCACCUGGAUCUUAUCACCUAAAACAAUAUAGCGGAAUGCUUCAGGGUAUUUUUGAACCUGUUGCGGAAAGAAAGAAGGGUACCCUUGAGAAGAUCAUGCGGGAUUUUUCAGAAAGGAAAUUCAUUUUAAUUGGAGAUAGUGGUGAAGCAGAUUUAGAAGUCUAUACCGAUGUCGUUUUAGCAAAUCCGGGAAAAAUCCUGGGUAUCUUUAUCAGAGAUGUCACGACACCUGAAGAUAUAGGUUUCUUUGAUCCUGCAUUGGGUCCACUCAGCGGAGACCGUCGAAGGUUUGAACCUCAAUCUCGAACGCAAUCUCGGACUCAAUCCGUUGAUAGCAGGAGAUCAUCUACAUUUAGUAAAUCUGAGCUAUCAGAGAAACGACCAUCUUUGCCUCCCAGAGUUCCCUCGGAAACUAAACUCCAGACUAGUAAUGGUCCAACCAUGGGAACACUAAUUGAUUUCGGAGAUGAGCCUGAGAAUGAGCCAAUACAUAAAUCUCAUAGGCAAGUGGUACCUCGAUCUAUGUCGGAGAUGGAAGUACCAAAUGUUCCACGACGAAAAUCCGCCAAUGAUGGGAAAGCCCCACCUCGACCUUCUAAGCCAUUAUCCCUUCGUGGAGCAAGUACAAUCACAAUGGUUCCACCUGAAUCAUCCGAACCCCCAAAGCAAAACACUCCACCACCACCACCAAAACCUCGUCGUUCAGGUGCUAUACAUGGAAGUGUAAAUAAUCAUCCAUUGAAGCAGGCACAAAGUAGUGCGGAGUUAUCAGAAUCAUCUAGUGAAGGUUACAUAUCUAGUGCUCGUCAUAAAGUUACAGAGACCUACAAUAAUCUUCCAGAAAUGAGAUCUUAUAUACCAGGCAUGGGUGAAUCGAAUCCAAGGCCCCAACCUGCAUUCGAUCCAUCAUAUAGUCCAUCAUCAAACAAAGGACCACCACCUCUCCCACGUCGAAAAUCUACCAUUAAUUCUUCAAUCUCCAGCUCCCCUGACUCAUCAGAUGAUGAAUUCUACCGAACAUCCGGUGGAGCACCAGCAAACAAAAAAUUGGAUCUCUGGAGACGUCGUUGGAAGCGCGCAAAAGAUAUUCUUGAUGGACAAGGUGUCACACUCAGAGCUUGGAGAAAUGGUGGUGAUGUAUGUAUAGAGGCUGUACAUAUGGUUGAACAAGCUAUGCGGGAAAUGGGGGUUGAAGGGUAUGGGAAUGGGAAGGGGAAGACGGGGAGAGGAGGUGGAGAGAUUAAGGUGAAGGAUUUGAAGAGGUAGGGUUUUGUGGGAAUAAGAAAAUGAAUGGGCGAGUUGGUUUGUUGGUUGGGGAGUAGAGCGUUGAAUUAUAUUUUUAUUAUCUUUUGGGGGGUUUGGGAUGGAUGGGUGGAUGGAUGAUUGUACGUAUGUAUGCGUGGAAUGGCGAAUACACUUUAAGAGGAGCGAAGAGAAUAGAUAUGACGGAAUGGUAGUCGGAAAGCGGGUAAGAAAUACAUUAAGAAUUAUGAUUUAUAAGCGGGGAGAGAAUAAUGAAUAUCCGAAAUUCAAAGUUUUACU
Molecule: messenger RNA, 3398 nt
Organism: Botrytis sinoallii
Lineage: Eukaryota; Fungi; Ascomycota; Leotiomycetes; Helotiales; Sclerotiniaceae
Exons: 3
Coding region: 357-3122 (921 amino acids)
Cellular component (GO): actin cortical patch
Molecular function (GO): phosphatidate phosphatase activity
Source: RefSeq, a predicted model, not a curated record